AGUCCCAUAUGGUGCCAUACAUUAACCUUUUUUAUUUUACAUGCUUGUCAAUAUAUCAAUAUCAAUGAUAGUGCAAUAAAGUAACAAAAGCAAAACUUGGAAAUUGCUUAAGUUUACGUAACCAAAAAAGAACUUUUCCAUAAUGACUAAUGAAAAGUUGAACCACCCAAUGUUAGUUUGGGCUGCCUGUAUAUUAUUAUGGUUCAUAUCAAUAUUUUCGAUAUGUUGGUCCUUACUUCUAUUCUGUGCUAUCGGAGACGUAUUAAUAUUAACUGGCACAGAUGUGGUGAACGCGCUUGUACUUCUCUUAGGCAUAAUAAUGCUGCCAGUUAACCUCUACAUUAUUUAUGCUGUUGCCAAAGGCGAAGAGAUCGACGUCAAAGCUAAAAUAAUAUGCUGUCAAUUGCGCUUCUGCUUCUAUUGGAUAAUACUUAUAAAUAUAGUUGGCGUAGUUUUCUGUGUCCAAAGUAUUUGUAAUAGUUAUGAGAUUACUACGAAUCCCAUUAUCACAAGUAUGAAGAUGUACAGAGCAACGGCAAAGCACAAGCGAUUCAUAGAUAACCUGCAGUGGUCGUUAGGAUGUUGCGGCCUGAAUUCGUAUAAAGAUUGGUUCAAAUAUGAUUGGCAUGACAAAGUUCGCGAUUAUGAGUGGAGCCCUCCGAAUUCAAGGGAUGUGAGAUCAUUAAAUGAUUCUAAGGAAGAAACUGAUAGCGUUCCAUUGAGUUGCUGUAAAAGCGGAUCUUGUGUAUCGAGUUUUCUGGAAGAGCUGGGCACCGAGUCGAUAAACACAGAGGGAUGUAUCAAUAUGGUACAUCGUAUCAUCAAAGUAUUUAUGUGUGCUCACAUUCUUAUGUUCGUCAUUAUUAUAGUGUUGGAGGUAUUUUUAUUAAAAUACACUAAGAACGUUACCAAGAAAAAUAAAUCGUUUGUCUAUAAAUACUGCAGCGAUCGCUUCAAAAAGACGUUCAAUAUUAAAAAUAUAAUGCCGGUUAACGACAAGUUUGAGGUUUCCAGUGGUUCAUAUGAAGAAAUUGAUUCUAUUAACCACCAAUAUAGCGAAGACCAUGAUAAGUGAAUUCAUACACCUUUAUGGGAUAAAGUCCCCUUUUCCCUUUUGAGAUACGGAACCCUAAAAUAUAAAGCACCAUCCAAAUUGUGAUGAAAAACUCUUCAUUCAAUUUAAAACACUAUUAAUAAAUAAAAUAAUUUAUUUUUAUGUGGAAAGCAUGUUAACAGAGAGCGCUUUAUCUUAUUUUAAAGUGAUUAAUUUUUUAUCAAUUUAAUGCCACGUUUUUCAUUUUCCACUGAACCAUUGAUUCACAAUUUUUGACGAUUUCUAAAUUACCUGUUGCCUCUGUAGUUAUUUUCAAUAAACAUUGUUUUGAAAUUAUUAA
This is a messenger RNA of Maniola jurtina (meadow brown), 1394 nucleotides long. RefSeq names its product tetraspanin-6-like. Gene Ontology annotation, cellular component: membrane. The transcript has 6 exons. The coding region runs from base 143 to 1075 and encodes 310 amino acids. The record is from RefSeq and is a predicted model, not a curated record. Lineage: Eukaryota; Metazoa; Arthropoda; Insecta; Lepidoptera; Nymphalidae.